AUGGUCUAUCUGCGUCCAGUACAAAGUACAGAUUUGAAGGAACCUAAUUGGUUAUGUGGUGGAGUUAUAAUACACGCACAGUAUAUUCUGACAUCAGCAGCAUGUAUAGAGGACGUGCAGCGAUUUUACGUGAUCUCUGGGACACAUAGAUGGCUACCUAUUGGCAGCGAAGAUGGUUGUAUUAAAAAUGGUGCCAAGAGAGCAGUUUGGAAAUGUGUGCCUAAAGAUUACGUAUUUGACGGGAAAGCAUUUAACAACAUACGCUGGAUGGAAAAUGAUAUAGCAAUUGUAAAAGUAGACAGUAAAUUUGACUUCGAACAUCGUGUGCACGGCUGUGACUUCAAAUCCGCUUUGAUAGCGUACAACGAUCAAUCUGAAGAUCUAGAGUCACCUGGCACAGUCGCUUCUAUUGCUGGAUGGGGUUCUACGAAUAACUUUAAUUCAAUGUACGGUAGAACGACAAACUCUCCAGACCUUUUAGAAACCGAUGUUAUAUUGAUAUCUAAGACUAAAUGCAAAGAUCGGUGGCCGGAGCGAUACCACUACAUCAUCGAUAAAAACAUGAUAUGCGCUAAGGACGGCUUCGAUACCGACUCCAUGAGAGAUAUAUGUAGGGAACAAGAGAUAAAUUGUAAAGAGCUCGAGUAUUCAAAUGAAGAGGAACCCCGUAAAGGUAGAAGAUUCGUUGUAGAAGGUGAACAGCACGUACAUUCGGCGAGACAUUUCAACAGCACGCGCAGAUAUAAGCCCGUAUCUGGUGGAUUUUGUGAGAAUGACCACGGUGGACCUCUAAUCUCAGGCCAUGGGAGAGGUGCAAUCGUUAUCGGCGUUAUAUCAGCUUGUAUGACAACUAACAUCACCCAAAAGUGUUACGGACCUUUCCUGUAUACUAGCGUGUGGAAAAACCGACAUGUUAUUAACUGUGCGAUUAAUAAGGAUAAGGAAACUACGUGCAGAAGACUAUUGCGCUCUGGAAAGAAGCGAUUAGUUGAGACUAAUUACGAAUGGUCUAAUAAUAAAAGAUAUGAAAAGCAGGAGUCAAAAUCUCAAAACAAAUUCGUGCUGAGGAGAAGAGUCAACAGUACAAAGAAACGACCGUUGGUUCUACAAAACGUACAGUCAAUGGGGGUAAAAACGACAUUGCCUUUAAACAUAAUGGACGUCCUCCAUAAAACGAACAUGAGCAAAGUUGAAGGACAUUUAAAUAAUUCUAGAAGAAUUAUUAAUGGCGAAGAAUCUCGUAGCAGUAGGCCUUAUAUGGUUUAUUUAAAGCUUCCAACCAAGAAUCCAAAAUAUAAUGACUACCGUCAAUGGCUGUGCGGGGGAGUUAUAAUUCAUGAAGAAUACAUACUUACUUCUGCCGCUUGCAUUGAAGAUGUGAAGCAUUUUUACGUCGUUUCUGGCACUUACAGACAUAAUGAAGCAGACGAUCGUUAUAACAACAUUUGUAUCAAGAAUGGAGCUAAAAAGGCUGUAUGGAAGUGUAUUCCCCGUAAUUACGUUUUCGACGGUCACGAGAAUGAUAACAUAAGAUGGAUGAACAAUGACAUAGCUAUUGUGAAAGUUGAAGAUGAAUUUAACUUUGACCGACGUAUUAGGGGUUGUGAUUUUAUCCCAAAACCUAUCUUUUAUAAUAACCGAAGUAGUCGUUAUGAGGAAACGGGCAACAAAGGCGUUAUAGCGGGCUGGGGAAGCACUGAUAAGUAUAAUAAUUUGAUGAACCAAAGAAGUCAAGCCCCAGUACAAGAAUUGUUAGAAAGUACAGUGGUACUGAUAUCUAAAACUGCUUGCAAACGUCGGUGGGGGCCGCGCUACCACAACAUUAUAGAUAACUAUAUGAUUUGUUCGAGAGACACUAACCCUGAUUUAAGUGAAGUUUGUCACGAUAAAUACGUAGAAUGUUCGGAUAUAAUGUAUUCCGAUGAAGUGGGCAGUAGAAGGGUAAUAAGUCCCAACGAACUGGUAUUACAUUCAGCGUAUCAUAACGCAACUGGGAGAAGGCAACCGCAAGUUGUGAGUGGAGGGUUUUGUGAGGUGUACCUAAAACUACCUCAGACCAACAAAAAGAAACCUCAUUACCGUACAUGGCUUUGCGGUGGAGUGAUAAUUCAUGAAGAAUAUAUUUUAACAUCAGCUGCUUGUAUCGAAGAUGCGGAUCAUUUCUACGUGGUUUCUGGUACUUUUAAGUAUUCAGAUGAAGAUGACAAAUUUAAUAAUCCUUGUAUCAAAAAUGGUGCUAAGAAAGCUGUUUGGAAAUGUGUACCGAAAAAUUACGUAUUCGAUGGUCAUGAAAAUGAUAACAUCAGAUGGAUGAACAAUGACAUAGCAGUAGUUAAGGUGGAAGGUGGUUUUGAUUUCAAUAGGCGAAUAAAAGGAUGUGAAUUUGUUCCGAAGCCAAUUUCCUAUAACAAUCAGAGUCAAACUUUAGAAAAUCCUGGAACCGUUGUCACUAUAGCUGGAUGGGGGACCACGUCGAGGUAUAACGAUGAAAAAUAUGUAGAUUGUCAAGAUAUAAGUUAUUCCGAUGAAGAGGACGCGAGACGAAAUUCGAGAGUAACGGAAAGAGUGCCAGAAAACCUGGUGUUGCACUCCGCAUAUAACGACAGUAGGCGAUAUGGCGUUUCGCAAGCCGAUGGGGGAUUUUGUGAGAACGACCACGGAGGACCACUAGUCUAUGGUAGUGGUGUAAAUUCCAUAGUAAUAGGAGUUAUUUCGGCUUGCUUGGUUAAAGAAAGAACCAACAAGUGUUACGGACCUUUCCUCUACACUAGCGUCUAUAAAAACCGUCAGUUCAUAUCUUGUGCGAUUUACAAGGAUUUUGAAAUAAAAUGCAGGCGUCAAUUCAGAUCUGGAGUGACUCAUGUUGAGAAAGUACUAUCUUGGAAAAAUCAUCCGGACGGACCCGCCAUGAAUGAGUUAAACCUUGAGUCAACACUGCCAGCGGUGGUGCAGCGCGCGAAUGAAGGCAACGUUGCUUCAAACAAAUUGUUUUCGGACAGCGGGUUUAUAAUUAAAGCUGUAAAUACAAAUUAUAGUAAAGCGCCG
Molecule: messenger RNA, 3045 nt
Organism: Brenthis ino (lesser marbled fritillary)
Lineage: Eukaryota; Metazoa; Arthropoda; Insecta; Lepidoptera; Nymphalidae
Source: the annotation of a GenBank genome assembly